AUGGGGCUGUCCAUGAUGCUUAAAAUGCGCGUAAAUGUGAGGCGUAACGUAGAGGAGGUCUCGAAAGAUCUUGAAGUCACUAUGACCGUUUUAUCGGAGAAUACAUCUUCUGUUUCGAGUUGUCAGCCGCAGAAGCUACGCCUUUUUCACGGCAUCUAA
Plasmopara halstedii is the source of this 159-nucleotide messenger RNA. RefSeq lists its product as uncharacterized. The record is from RefSeq and is a predicted model, not a curated record. The transcript is spliced from 2 exons. Lineage: Eukaryota; Oomycota; Peronosporomycetes; Peronosporales; Peronosporaceae. The coding region runs from base 1 to 159 and encodes 52 amino acids.